AUGGCAAUCAUGCUUGGUCAGGCACUGCUAUGAAAUAACCCUGAGAGGGCACUGCUGUGGCAUUGUACAGUGACAGAGCAAUGCUAGUGGACAGGGCAAUGCUGACAUCCACACUGGCUGGGAAUCACAAUGUAAAAGGUUCCCAGGAGUGAUGUAAUAUGAGUUGAAUAGAGGUUUUCCCAAUACUUGCAUCCUUUGGUGAGGAAAUGAGGCGUUUUAUGAGAGAGACUCUGACGCAAUCCAGAGAUAGCAGAAUGGGACGAGAUGCUCUUACAGCUUCUUCAGUCAUUAACAUGCGUGAACCUCAGAUCAAGAAUGAAGAAGAAAGUGAAGAUGAAAACCAGAUGGACGAGUCUGACAGUCAGACCCGGCACAUGCCCAUCCGCAGGAACUCUCGAUUCUACAGAUCCAUGAGGGUACGGAACAGGCAUCGGAGGGACAGACUGAGCAGCAGGGAAGGAAUGGAAAUUGAUAACCAAACUACAGCCCAACAGACAUAUGAUGGCUCCAGAAGUAUUCAUCUCAGUGUGCACUACAACCCCACUACAGGCCCUGCAGGGUACAGGGAAUAUUUGCCAAGUGAAGACACAAGCAAUCCCCAUGAAGACAGUUCGUCCCCUUCUGAGUGUGCCACUUCUAAUUCAGAGGCACCACCAACUAUUUACCCCUUGCCCUCAGAUUCCUUUAAAACCAUUAUUGACCACAUAGAGUUCCUUUACCAGGAAUACAGAGAUAAAUCUACACAGCAUGAGAUUGAGACUCGAAGGCUACAGGAUAAUUAUGUACAAUCUGCUGAGACCUCCAACAACUCUCAGAACACACCUUUGGGCUCCCCGCCACCGAUCGAGAAUCAAAGGGCAAACUCUACAUUUAGCCGGUUCGAGAGCUCCUGUUCUGGAUUUAACUUGUGGCAGGACCUCCCGGACGUCAGGAAAAGUGGAGUGCUGGCUCUGUUGCAGCCCGAAGAAGUUAAACUCCAGGAGGCCAUGUUUGAGCUGUUGACCUCUGAAGCCUCGUACUACAAGAGCCUUCGCUUGGUGGUAUCUCACUUCAUGGACAGUGAGCGACUGCGAGCGUCACUGCACCAGUCAGAGAUUCACUUCAUCUUCUCAAAUGUAUUGGAGGUUCUGGCCACUAGUGAGAGGUUCCUCCUGGCCCUGGAGCAACGGUUUGAGGAAAACAUUGUGAUAUCAGAUGUGUGUGACAUCGUUUAUGAGCAUGCUGAGAAACAUUUUGUCGUUUAUGUCACCUACGUGUGCAAUCAGACCUAUCAGGAGAGAGCGUAUAGAAAGCUCCUUCAGGAGAGGCCAGAAUUCCGAGAAUCGGUGGGACAUUUGGAGACAGAUCCUGUAUGCCGUGGGCUUCCUUUUUCAUCAUUUCUCAUCCUUCCAUUCCAGAGGAUCACACGACUCAAGCUUCUGGUGCAGAAUAUCCUGACCAAGGUGGAAGAAGGCUCAGAGCGAGAAGUGUCAGCUCUACAGGCACACCGGGAGCUGGAGAAGUUAGUGCGUGCCUGCAAUGACGGGGUGAGGAAGAUGAGCCGCACAGAGCAGCUGAUCAGCAUAGAGAAGACGCUUGAGUUUAAGAUUAAGUCUGUCCCCAUCAUUUCACACUCACGCUGGCUAAUGAAGCAGGGAGAGCUACAGCAGAUGUCAGGGCCACGUACGUCCCGCACUCUACGCACUAAGAAGCUUUUCCGCCCAGUCUAUCUCUUCCUAUUCAAUGACCUUCUCCUGAUGUGCAAGCCUCUCACAGGGGAACGAUAUCAGGUGUUUGAUGUGGCUGCUCGGGGUCUGCUGCGUGUAGAGGAGCUGGAGGAUCAGGGCCAGACACUGGCCAAUGUCUUCAUUCUGAAGCUUCUGGAGAAUGCACAUGAAAGGGAAUUCACCUACAUGCUAAAGGCCACCUCCCAGAGUGAGAUGAAGCGCUGGAUGACAUCACUGGUUCCAAACCGAAGAACCAAGUUUGUCUCAAUGUCCGCAAAGCUUCUGGACUGCCCUCAGGUACAGUGUGUCCAUCCGUACGUUUCCCAGGAGCCAGAUGAGCUGUCGCUAGACCUUGCCGAUAUUCUCAACGUCCUGGAUAAAACGGAAGACGGUUGGGUUUUCGGAGAGCGUUUGCAUGACCAGGAGAAAGGCUGGUUCCCCCGCACCGUUGUAGAAGAAAUACUGAACCCCAAUAUCCGGACACAGAACCUCAAGGAAUGUUUUCGGGUGCACAAACCUGAGGAAGGCAGCCAGAACAAAGACCGACGGAAGAUGGGAAGCAGAACACGGCAGUGACCCCCCGAUUAAGGGACAAGCCCCCAGGGCAGCAUGCACAGGGCAGAGGAUCAGUCUGCAGCACAACGCAAAUAUUCUAUAGAGAUAUAUGUACAUGAUAUACAUCCAGCAUUGUGUUACUGAUGUACAGCAAAUGGCAUUGUGAUUCUAGCAAGGAUGCCCUCUGCAGCCCAGUGUGUGAAUGACAGUGUAUAAGCAGAGUUCAGAAUGGACACGGAUAUAUAUAUAUCUAUAUAUGGAGGGGCAGUGGGACACAGGCAAAUGUACAGUAUGUGUAGUGUUUUAUGCCAUCAGCUGUGGAAAAAAAAAAAGAUUUAAUUGGUGGAGAAGAUUUACAGUAUUUGUCUGUGAACAUUCAAGUAAGCAAACAUUUUGCAGGUGGGGUCCCUUGUUUGUUUGGAUCUGUUUCGUUAUGGACAACGGGCUUGUGCCGGCCAUUCUGCCCAUUCCCUCCGUGGGCCGGAAUAAAAGAAUGACGUCGUAAGAACAGAAUCUUUAUUUAUGGGAAUGACGUGAAUCCAAAUAAAUGUCGACAGAUUGUAAAGA
Xenopus tropicalis (tropical clawed frog) is the source of this 2828-nucleotide messenger RNA. RefSeq names its product neuronal guanine nucleotide exchange factor (gene ngef). Lineage: Eukaryota; Metazoa; Chordata; Amphibia; Anura; Pipidae. Gene Ontology annotation, molecular function: guanyl-nucleotide exchange factor activity. The transcript is spliced from 15 exons. Bases 207 to 2282 code for a protein of 691 amino acids. The record is from RefSeq and is a predicted model, not a curated record.